AAUUGACCCUGUGUUUUGUUUUGAAGUUGUACAAACACUUUUGUUUAUAUAGGCGUGUCUGGGCUUGGGUUUCACCUUUACUCUCUCUGAUUUAUAUGUCAACGACUGAAUCCAAAGCACUGCUUCACUUUUUGAGCUGGCAAGAAAAGAAAAACAUUUGUUAUUUUUAAGGUGAGUGUCUUGGUGUAAGCUUUAGACAUCACAAUGCUGAAGUUUAGCGUGUCUCAGAGGAAGCUUCCCUUGCACUAUAUGAGGCAGACAAUGUCCCUUAACGCUACUAGUCCAUUACGACAAACUAUUGUAAAUGGUCCACGGAAAAUGCAGGGUGCUACAGUGUCAUCUUCAUAUUGCGAAAUCUGGAAGGAAAGUCCAGCCAAGUCUGCUGUGUUUAUCCAUCGUAAUUAUCAGGCGCCACGGAAAAUCCUCACCCCCGGGAAAGGUCACAGGAACCCAAAGGUCAGGAGGGAUAUGGACGGCGAGCGAGGGAGGGGGACUCCCGUGAGGAGAUCGGAGACCAUACAGAUGAAAGUCUGGAGCAGCCAACUGAGUAGACUGAAGAGGAAAACAGAAUCCCUGAGGAAAAAGGAUGAAGAAAUCAAGGAACGAUACCUGGAAAUAAAAAGGAAAGCUAAGAGGGUGAUUUCCUCUACUGGCCUAUUAACGAUGGACGACGAGUAUGACGUCAUUCCCACAAAACGGUCAAAACUCACAACAAAUCAAGAACAGUCAGUCAUUCACGAUAACUCAAAAAAUAGCCGGAUCAAUGAACAUGGGUGGUCACAAAGGAAACUUGACGAACACCAAAGUCAGCGCAGCGGUGAUGACGUCAUAAUUGUUCUCAAGCGCAGGCGCAAUGAAGAUGAAGAGGAGGCAGAUGCGAUGUAUGCGGCCCAUCUUCUGGACAUCCCCAGCAAGCGAUACAAGCCGCCACAGAAGCGCCACAAAUCCGGUUCCGACAUUCCGUCACAGUCCGGGGGUUCCGGAUCACAUUAUCCCGUGCCGUUCCCCAGGACUUUCCUGAAGAAUGGAAGGAAAUACACGAUUUGUUAG
Molecule: messenger RNA, 1050 nt
Organism: Magallana angulata
Lineage: Eukaryota; Metazoa; Mollusca; Bivalvia; Ostreida; Ostreidae
Exons: 2
Coding region: 205-1050 (281 amino acids)
Source: RefSeq, a predicted model, not a curated record